Cyprinodon variegatus (sheepshead minnow) is the source of this 884-nucleotide messenger RNA. RefSeq lists its product as uncharacterized. NCBI's taxonomy places the organism in Eukaryota, Metazoa, Chordata, Actinopteri, Cyprinodontiformes, Cyprinodontidae. Gene Ontology annotation, biological process: inner mitochondrial membrane organization; protein insertion into mitochondrial inner membrane from matrix. Bases 76 to 825 code for a protein of 249 amino acids. The record is from RefSeq and is a predicted model, not a curated record. Gene Ontology annotation, cellular component: mitochondrial inner membrane. The transcript has 4 exons. Gene Ontology annotation, molecular function: ribosome binding.
GGUUGGUCUGCUGGAGCGGUGGAUGUGGUGUGUGAGCCGGUGCUCGGUCCUGUCGCUGGCCGCCUCCCCGCCCUCAUGCAGCGGAUCAGCGGCCUCGCUGUUCGCCCGGAGCUCCGCGGCUUCGCUGCCUCCGGAGUCCGGAGCGGAAGCCGCGGCUCGAUCUGCUGCAGGCAGCCGGCUGUGGAUCUACACCGGAGGGGACAGGGGAGCGCUCUGUGUGCCCGGCCUUCUAUCGCAGCAUCCGGACAGAUAAGCUCCAGGCGGAGCGUCCUGUUUGCCGGAGAGAAAUGCAGACUGUUCAGCUCCCAGGCUGGAGCCGAGGGGCCGCCGGGGGGCCCAGGCCCCGGGCCCCACAUCUCUGUGGUCGGCAUCCCAGACCCGCUCACCUGGAUCCGCUGCAAAAUCAUAACGCUGCUGAUCGAUCUUUACUUUGAGGUGGACAUAAACUCUGCAGACUUUCAGAAAGGAGUGAAGCAGGCGUUGGUUCAGGUUUCCAGUAAGAUGUCCAGCGGCAGAUACCAUGAACUGAAAGGGCUUGUGAGCGAUGAGAUGAGGGAAUAUGUGGAGGAGAAGUGCAAACCUCUCACUAAGGCUCAGAGGAAGCAGCUUGCUGUCAACAUGGAGGACAUCAUAUUUUUGCUCCCGGAGGACAUCUCGGUGGUCUUUGAUGAGCAUGGGAGGAAGUUCUGUUUUGUCGUCAUGAGGUUUUGGCUCGUGUCGUCGCACGAGGGUCCUGACGACCCAGAGGGCACCAAAAUCUUCAAGGUGGCCUCAAGCGAAGACGGGAAUCCCCACAAGAAACUGGCAACUGCUGUUUAUGAGUGAGUUCUGGGCUCCCCAAGCAAGAGCAAUCGCCGUCACCACAUUUAGUUACUUUGAUGUUA